This is a messenger RNA of Sclerotinia borealis F-4128, 708 nucleotides long. The record is from the annotation of a GenBank genome assembly. Lineage: Eukaryota; Fungi; Ascomycota; Leotiomycetes; Helotiales; Sclerotiniaceae.
AUGGCUUCUUCGCAAUCGAAUGGAGGGAAUGGCGUAUACUCCCCAGGUAAAUCUUCUUUCCCUCAUCCAAUCCCUCCACUCCCCUCCCCUCCAUACAUACCCCCAGCUCAGCUCACUAAUGUCUCCCCCCUCCCAGAACUCCGCCUCCACCACUUCCAACGCAGCAUCACACUCUCCCUCUUCCUCUGGCCGUCACUCUCCCUCGCCGUAACCUCUUCAUGGGGCGGACCCACCUCCACCUCCAAACGCGAAUGGUUUGCCGGCACCCUAAUCGACCUGCUAUCAUCCCCCGAAAACUACGACGUAGACGCUGAAUGGAUCGAAGAAUUACUAUUGCAAGUCAUGGAGGAUGAAUUUGAAGUGGUGGUUGAUGAUGGGUCAGCGGCGGAAGUGGCAAGGGGGUUGAUUAAAUGUAGAGGGGAAUGUGAGAGGGGGGUUUGGGGUGAGGAAAAUAGUUUGUGUAAGAGGUUGGAGGGGAAGUGGGGGGAGACGGGGGGGAAGGAGUUGGGGUUGGGGGGGUUUAGGGAGGGCGAGGAGCAGGGGGAUACGGAUGGGGAGGAUAGUGGGGAUGGGGAGAGUGGGGAUGAGGAGGAUGGGGAUGUAGAGAUGGAGAUGAAUGAGGCGCCACAGUUGGUGAGGGCCAGGGAACCGAUUGUGCCAGAGGUGGAUGAGGAUGGGUUUACGAAGGUUACUAAGAAGAGGAGAUGA